This is a messenger RNA of Brassica napus (rape), 2203 nucleotides long. Its product is annotated as probable NOT transcription complex subunit VIP2. The record is from RefSeq and is a predicted model, not a curated record. NCBI's taxonomy places the organism in Eukaryota, Viridiplantae, Streptophyta, Magnoliopsida, Brassicales, Brassicaceae. Gene Ontology annotation, biological process: nuclear-transcribed mRNA poly(A) tail shortening; regulation of DNA-templated transcription. Bases 202 to 2043 code for a protein of 613 amino acids. The transcript has 14 exons. Gene Ontology annotation, cellular component: P-body; CCR4-NOT core complex.
CUGGCUUGUCCGUGAUAAAAUAGACAAAAUCGACGACGGGAAAAAAAAAAAGAAUUUUAUUUUCCGAUAUCUUCUCCACUUUUCCGAUCCUUCCUGAGUUUCUGGGAGUGAAGGUCAAUCUCUAUCAGUGUUGAGUUCACUGAAGGGAUCUUGCUUGGUUUUGGUUUGUAUGUGGAGCUGCUGAUCACAUAACAUCUGCAAAUGUCAAGCUUACUUAAUUCAUCAGUAAACGGAUCUGCUUCGAGUUUGUCGGACGGUUCAGGGAGAGCGUUUGCUUCUUCUUUCUCCGGUCUAUCUGGGGCAGCUUCUCCGGUUUUUCAUCAUGCUGGUUCUGUUCAGGGCCUUCAUAGUAUUCAUGGAAGCUUUAAUGGUUCUUCUGCUGGAGUCCAACAACAAAAUGGAAGAUUUGCAUCCAGCAAUCCUCCGGUUGGGCUUUCUCAGAUAUCUUAUGGUAGUUCUAAUGGACACUCAGGACUUACUAAUAGAGGAGGAGGAUUGGGAGUUUCUCCAGUUUUGGGAAAUGCCGGCUCUCGGAUACCGAGCUCUAUGGGGAAUAUGGUUGGUGGAGGCUCAAUGGGCAGGACUUUGAGCUCUGGUGGAGGAUUAUCUGUCCCGAGUCUUGGUUCUCGGCUAAAUUUGGCAGCAAACAACGGAUCUGGAAGUAUUGGACAAAACCCAAUGAUGAGUGGGAUCCUUCCACAAGGAUCUCCGCAGGCUUUUUCUAUGCUUGGAAGUUCCUACCCUGCAGCUGGGGGACCUUCCCAAAAUCAUGUUCAAGCAAUGAACAGUCUAAGCUCUAUGAGCUUUCUGAAUGAGAUGAACUCCUCCAACGACGUUUCUCCAUUCGAUAUAAAUAAUGAUUUUCCUCAGCUCAUAAGCCGUUCCACUUCUGCUCAAGGACAAUUGGGAGCUCGAUUGCAACAAGGCCUUGGACUCAGCCCCAUAGUGCAGCAAAACCAAGAGUUCAGUAUUCAAAAUGAAGAUUUUCCUGCAUUGCCUGGAUACAAAGGUAGCAAUGCUGAUUAUCCAAUGGAUUUGCAUCAUAAAGAACAACUCCAUGAGAAUUCUAUUUUAAUGAUGCAAUCUCAACAGUUAUCUCAGAUGGGAAGGUCUGGUGGGUUUACCUUAGGUGGAGCGUAUACGUCACAUCGUCCUCAACAACAACAUGCUCAAGCUGUGAGUAGUAGUGGAGUCUCCUUAAAUGUGUCUGACAUCUUCUCAUCCUCGCAUCCGUCUUACCACUCUCAGACUGGUGGACCUCCUGGUAUAGGAUUAAGAUCUAUGAACUCUGCAAAUUCCAUCACUGGGAUGGGUUAUGACCAGCCCCUCCAGCAAUAUCAGCACCAUCAGAACGCCUCCCAGUAUCGCUUGCAUCAGAUGUCAGCUAUUGGCCAACCUUUCAGAGACGUGGGAUUAUUAAAACCAAUGCAAGUGACACAGUCAAAUCCUGAUCGUUUUAGCUUGCUCGGUUUGCUUAGUGUGAUAAAAAUGAGCGACCCUGACUUGACUUCUUUGGCACUUGGGAUUGAUCUGACGUCGCUUGGGUUAAAUUUGAACUCAACAGAAAAUCUUCAUAAGACUUUCGCCUCGCCUUGGUCUAAUGAACCUUCUAAAGAUGAUCCUGAGUUCAGUGUUCCCCAGUGUUACUACGCUAAAAACUCUCCGCCUCUACAUCAAAGGCUCUUUGCGAAGUUGUUGUUAGAAACAUUGUUUUAUGUAUUCUAUAGGUAUGUAUCUUUGGAAUUGUUUUACCUGUUGAUGCUUUCAUUUGUUCAAAAAACCUUAACGAUAUUCUCGUGCAGCAUGCCGAAAGAUGAAGCGCAGUUAUACGCAACAAAUGAACUUUACCACAGAGGUUGGUUCUACCACAAAGAACACAAGUUGUGGUUCAUUAGAAUCGGAGAACCUCUCGUGAAAACAAAUGCUUAUGAAAGAGGAUCAUAUCACUGUUUUGAUCCAAUCUCAUUUGAGAUCGUUCAAAAGGAAAAUUCUGUUCUUUACUACGAGAUGCUGGAAAAGAGACCGUCCCUAUCUCAACAUUGAGUGUAAACUAUCCGUUAUUCAGUAUUUAUCAUGUAAUUUUCCUACCAAAGUAUCCAUUUGUUUAGGAAAUCAAUAGAACAGUAGUAACCAGUUUCCAGCAUAUGUAGCUGAAACUUCUUCAAGCUUAUAUAUUAAAUCAAUAGACAUCUCUUCUCUAUCA